GAGGAGAGUGAAAUAGAGAGGUGGAAAAAACACAAGGAGGGGGUAAAAUAUAAGAGAAGAACACGGGAAACGGGAGGGAAAAGAGGGGAGGGGAGAGAUAUCAUAUUGUUCAUUUCUCCCUCUCAGUCUGCCAUCCCGUUUGCAGGGUUUAUUAGUCGGUGCAUCUUAAGAGAGGAAAGAGGAGAGAGGGAGCAGAGGGUGGACCAGCUGAAACAGGGCGGAAUGCCCCUUUACCAGCGACGCAUCUGACUAAAACAGCGAAAGGGGCUCGUAAAUUGGAAAUUGCACGGCGAGGAAGACAGUGAUUUCUGCAUCGCCAAAGGUGAUGUCGGAGGGCCUCAGAAGAACCUUCACUAAUCCAACAGGGAACUCCCAUCCUUGCAGACGUGUUGGAGCCAGUAACCAAUGUGUUCCACCAAUUCCUGUUCUAACUCCAUGACCAGCAGCUCAGCUCUAACUCCAAACCAACUUGCAGAGAAGAGAAAAAAACAAGCCACUUUUCUGCAGGCUCCCAUUUAUUGUCUUGGAAACAUUAAGAAAAUAACAAGCUAAAGGUUAUGCAUGCACUGCAGGCAUAAAUUCCCAUUCCUCAGCCAGAUCUAUUUGCAAGGACAAUUUUACGUGUAGAGCAUCUCCACUCCAGCUUGCAAAUUCAGCAUGGCCCAGAACCCCAAGAGUCACAUUCAAUAAAGGGAAAGUGAGAGGGGUGGGUGUCGCUCAGUCAUAUAUGGGCACGUCCGUCUGGUCUCUGUGAUCCAGGCCAAGACACCCAGCAGAGCCCCUCGUGCUCUUCCUUUGCUACCCUUGCCCUCUCAACUCCUUCAACCUCCUCUUUCUCAGUUCGCACCUUGUAAAAGGUGGACGGGCCAAUACUCCUUUUACCUGAGCGCCGUCCAAUAGGAGAGGGCGCAGAGGGCUGCACUGUCAUUGGUUGACUGCUGGUGAGAGUGCGAUGCAGAUUGGAGGAUGUCGGGGGACUGGGAUGAAGACCUGUGUAAGAAGGCACUGGUGCUGGUGGAGGAGCUAUGCUUCAACUCCCCGAGGGGUUACAGCCAGAGUGAACGCUGCCAGGAGUUCAGCUACCUGCUGAGGGGUCGCAACGGACGGUUGGACACAGAGAUCUCUGUCAGUCUGCUCUCAGUCAUCGUGACGUUCUGCGGCAUCGUCCUUCUCUCAGUCUCCCUCUUUGUCUCAUGGAAGCUCUGUUGGCUGCCAUGGCGGGACAAGGAAGGUGGAGGCCUGAGCCUGACCUCAGGUUUGCUGCCUGGAAGCGCAGGCAUUGGUAGCCUCGGAGGAGCUGCAGGGUCUUCACUCUUACCUCCGCUGCUGCAAAGAAAAGAAGGACAUUCCUCAUCCUCCCUGUACCCUACCCUGGGCCAGCCGGGUCAGCACCACCCGCAUUUCUCUGACCUGGUAGGGUUAGAGAGGGGGGAGGGUGGAGGUGUUGUUGGAGGGCCGCAUGAGACCCAGGAGCACUCCUACUUGGACAUGGACUCCUACCCCAACAAUGCUGGAACUCUGAAGCUGAGCCAGACCUCUCCAGAUGUCCCCAACUCAGAGGGUGGAGCACAACCCCACAAAGACCUGCCAAAUGCCCACUCCCAGCAGCAGGUCACCCCUCGGCCCAAGCCCAUGACUCAUCAGCUCUCCAGCCCUGAUUUCCACGGUGAGGAGAAGGAACAGGUAACCAGUAUUGGGCAGAUCAAACCGGAGCUCUACAGACCCAAGGGUGACCAGGGUGAGGGCAAACAGGGUGACACCUGCGGCAAGAUCAGCUUCCUCCUGCGCUACGCCUUCAAUACGGAGCAGUUGGUGGUGAAGAUAUUGAAAGCUUUGGACCUGCCAGCUAAGGAUGCCAAUGGGUUCUCUGACCCUUACGUGAAGAUCUACUUACUGCCAGACAGAAAGAAGAAAUUCCAGACCAAGGUCCACAGAAAGACCCUGAACCCAGUGUUCAAUGAAACAUUUCAGUUUGGUGUGCCUCUGAAUGAGCUACAUUCCAGGAAGCUGCAUUUCUCUGUGUAUGACUUUGACCGCUUCUCCAGACAUGACCUGAUUGGCCAGGUAGUGGUGGACAACCUGCUGGACUUCAGUGAGGGCAGUGGGGACAAGCCGGUCUGGAGGGACAUUGUGGAGGGCACUGCGGAGAAGGCUGAUCUCGGGGAGCUUAAUUUCUCGCUGUGUUACCUGCCCACUGCAGGCAGGCUUACUGCUACAAUCAUCAAGGCCACCAACCUCAAAGCCAUGGACCUGACUGGCUUCUCAGAUCCUUAUGUGAAGGCAUCUCUGGUAUGUGAUGGGCGCAGGCUAAAAAAGAGGAAGACCUCCAUUAAGAAGAACACUCUGAACCCUACAUACAACGAGGCGCUGGUGUUUGACAUUCCCAAUGAAAAUAUAGAAAGUGUAUCCAUCGUCAUUGCAGUGAUGGACUAUGACUGUAUUGGUCAUAACGAGGUUAUAGGGAUGUGUCGUGUGGGCAGUGAAGCAGACGGUCCAGGGAGGGAGCACUGGGCGGCUAUGCUGGCUAAUCCACGCAAACCAAUAGAACACUGGCAUCAGCUUGUGGAGGAAAAAGCAAUUGGUACGUUUGUGUCAAAGAGUGUGACAGCAUCCUCCCCUAAGCCGCACAUCGUUGUGGACAGUCCUCACUCCGACUAAAACUGUCAUUAUCAUCUCUUCAGCUCCAGACUUUCCUUUCUUUCCUCUCAUCUGUGAAUAAUUCUCUCCAUCAAAGAACGAGAGACGCGGAGACACUGCUAGUGUCCAACUGCUAGUGCUGUUUUGGUCCUGCUAAUGAAUCCUCUAAGUCCUGUGCUGUUGUUACAAAGCCGGGGAAAAAGCAACAUCCAUUACAAGCUACACUUUGAGCAUCUGACCACACAUUUACCAACACAUGUGGACAAUAAACAGUACAUUAGGAUUGAUAUGAGAUGUAAAUUUGGGAUCUAGCAGGGGAAUGCACACUCACUAACCCUAACUCACACAUACAUACACACAAACGCACAAACACACACAGACUUUGUAGUAUGUGCGUAGUCCAUGUGUGCUUCAAUUUAGUGUAGUAUUUCAUCUAGGAGGAGUGUGAUGUGACAAACUUUUCUCUCUUAAAAACAAAACAAGAAAAAAAGAAAGCCAUCCUAGAAUGGUCAUUUUAGCCAGGACCAAAGGUUCAUGUACAGACUUUAAAAGAAGAAAAUCACUAUGUCGAUAUUUUUCUUUGCAACAUUAGUGUACAGUAUACGCCGUACUGUAUAGAAAAAAACAUCUCAUGUAGUACAUAGAAGGACAAAACAUCCAUGGUGGAUUCUCCUGGCCAUUUCGGACGCCUUCUCCAGGCUUCUUAUCCUCUGGUUUCAGACUGAUCUUGCUUAUUUUCCCCAGAGGAAAGAUCUCGAAGCGUCCAGUGGUCAUUAUUGAUGUCAGAGUAUUGAAAAAUGAGGAAAGACUCAUUGGUCUAAGCAUGUUAAGCAACCUAGAAAUGUGUCCCUCUUCCUCAUGCUUUUUUGUCAUGGUCCUCAUGGUACUCAUCAGUUUCAGGUAUUAAUUUUUCAGUUAUUUUGCUCUUUGUAUGUGUGUUGCACAUAUAACCAUCAGGAAGGAAUUAACUCAUGCCACAGUCCACUGAGGAUGAGAUGGUGUGAUUGUUUUGGAGACAUGGACUAUUUGAUCGUCCGCAAAUUUUUGGCCAAACCGGCAGACUCUCCCAUUGUUGGACUUCACAGGUGGGAACCUGUGUCACGGAUCAGACCAGCAUCUGCUUGGAGUGCACUCACUGGAGGAUGUGCUCCACAGGGAAGGACAUCAUCAUGUUAUAUUUUUUAAUCAUUCAAGGACCUUUUAUUUUCUUCAAAGUCAUCAUCCAGUUUCAACUGAGAAAAUCCACGUCAUGUCCCUGACAAGACUUUAGAAGGACACACACGUCCGUGUCGCUUUUAUUAGUGUGUUUCCGUGUUUGUGGGUGUGUUUGUUUUGUAUUUGUGUGUGUCUGUGUGUAUGCCUGUGUGUCACUGUGACCUUGUGUAUGACACUUUUCUGUGCUCAUCACCUCCCUUCUCUUUUUUCUGUCCUUUCCUCCUUCACUCAAAUCCCGGCAUCCAGAGACUGAAAAGCUUGUCAAGGAGCCGAACGUGUCCUCUGUCCCAUGUCUUUACAAGGAGCCAUUUUGUGUGUGUGCGUAUGGGUGAGUGUGUGUAUACUAUAUGUGCCUCAUUGCACUAGGUGGGGAAACACUGUCAGUCAUAGACAUUAGUUUGUAUUGUCUAUGUCGUCUCUGAAAUCAGCUGCCAAUCAUUCAGCCCUCCUCUCCUCUCUAACCCUUUGCCUGAUGUAAGUAACUGUGUUGACUGUGUACUUCUUUCAGUAAUGUGUGUACUGUAUGUCCGAGGGAAAAAAACAGAUGGCACAGUGCUUGAAAAUUAAAUCGAUGGGUGUGCUUUGAUUAAAUUUAAGAGAAGAAAUGCAAAAAAAAAAAAAAAAAAAAUGAAGGGAAAAAAAACCCAAAACAAAACAAUGAAAGCUGUUUGUUAUGGCUUACAGAUCACGACAAAUUUAGAUCCCCUUAAAGCAAGAAAACAGGGAGGAGGUGUAGUGAGAAAACAAGCGCCUGGAAUUUCUGCACUUCCUGUGUAAUCCAAUACUGACUUAGAAAGCCAUGUCUGUCACUGCUACUACAACUACUACUGUAACCUCAGCAAAACAACACUACAACACCUCACUACAGCUACUUGUAUUGCUAUCGUUGCUAUUUCCCUCUCAUCCCCUUACUCACAAACACACACAUUUGUCAAAGAGUGUAGGUGUGUGUAUGCGGGUAAGGAUCUAGUUUUUCUUCUUACCUCUGGACCAUGGAAAUGCAACGGUGGCUUGUUUAAACGGGUACAUAGAGCCGACACAUCCCGCAUCAUACCUGCAAGUAUUCUGUGUGGUUUGUCAGCUCUGGGAUUAUUGAUCAGCUUGUAUAAGUAGCUAUAGUAUUGAUCCAUCGGUCUCGAGGCCUCAUAAUUCUGUCCAAGCUUCUCUCUCUCUCUGCUUUUGUCUACCCUAUUUAGCCCUUGUGUUACUGCCUGAUGAUAGAUUACAAAACUCAUUGUGAAAACAACACAUUCCCUUAUUCUUUUCCUCCCUCUCUUCACCCUCCCUCCUCACUCUCACCCUCAGUAUCUGUCUGCCUGAUUACUGUCUGAUUACUUAUUCUCUCUUUCUGUCCUCCAGCAAUCCUUACCUUUCUUCCAGUCCCCCCCACCUAUCCAUUUAUCGCUCUAUUUUUUCUCCUCCCACCUCUCUGUUCUCUCAGCUAUCUCACCUCCCUCCAUCUUGCCCUCUUUCUUUCAUUCUGUGUAUGACAACCCCCUUCCCUUCUUUCUAUUCUCUCUCGCGCGCUCUCUUUCGCUGUCUUCUCGUGUUAGUGCAGUUCUGAAUGGUCAUGGGGAAACAUGUUUGCAUGCUUAUAUUAACAUGAAUGAUGUCAACUUGAUGCAAUGAAAAAUUAUAUAAGUGAUGCUUUAAGCAAAAUCUGACAAUGAACUUGAUACUAAUACUACUAAUGAUGACUAAAUGGAGACCUAACAAUUGUUUAUCUCUGUGGUCAAAAACAACAAUGAAGAAAUAACAUUGUUUAUGCUGUAUUAUCUUUCUCGAAAAUUGGUAAUCUUUUUGAUUUUCAAUAGUUUUUUUUAUAUAUUAUUUAUUCAAGAGGUUUACUUUUUUAUUGGUUAAUGCGGAGAAUUUGAGUGAGGGUUCAGUCAGGGCGAUUGUUUCAGUCAGCACAGCUGUACCAGGUCACAGGAUGUUGGAGAAUGUGUAAGUAACAGUGUGGCUGAAGCAAUGAAAAUGGAAAUAAAGGAUAUGUAUCAUCCA
Sphaeramia orbicularis (orbiculate cardinalfish) is the source of this 5856-nucleotide messenger RNA. RefSeq names its product synaptotagmin III (gene syt3). Lineage: Eukaryota; Metazoa; Chordata; Actinopteri; Kurtiformes; Apogonidae. Gene Ontology annotation, biological process: calcium-ion regulated exocytosis. The record is from RefSeq and is a predicted model, not a curated record. The transcript has 13 exons. Gene Ontology annotation, molecular function: clathrin binding; phosphatidylserine binding; calcium-dependent phospholipid binding. Bases 967 to 2658 code for a protein of 563 amino acids. Gene Ontology annotation, cellular component: plasma membrane; exocytic vesicle.